AUAAACUCGCGUUAUGCAUAAAUUGCUUAUUUAGUCAUAAUGGAAAUGCUUGCAAUUCCAAUAAAACAUGUCAGAAAUGCUCAGGUCAACAUAACACAUUAUUACACGAGGCGUGUGUAAAAAGUGCAACUACAGCGACUCAGUCAUCGACCUCAACAUAUGCAACGAAUGCAAUUACUUCGAAUAAACAGAUGGAAUACGUAACAAACAUUUCACAGACUUCAUUCUGUGAAACUUUACUAGCUACCGCCAUACUGAAAGUGCAGGCAGCGGAUGGCACAUAUCACACAUUUCGGGCCCUGGUAGACCCAGGAAGCCAAAUUUCACUUAUAACAGAACGGGCCGCUCAGAUACUUAACUUAAAACGAGAUAAGUGUUCUGGCGUCAUCUAUGGAUUAGGAGAGAAAGAAAACGACUGUAAGGGCAAACUGAAAAUACAAUGUAAGUCGAUGUACAAUGAUUUCACAUUUAAUGCGAAAGUUUUUAUCAUGAACAAAGUUGUGAAAUGCCUACCGGGCGAAACAUUCUCAAAGCCUUCGUGGUCCAUGAUACGGAAUCUUAACUUGGCCGACCCAGACUUCAACGUUAGUCGUCCAGUAGAUCUGCUUCUAGGAUCAGUUAUAAACGCUCAGAUAAUCUUAGAUGGUAAAAUAAGGGGUGAAAAUGAGUUGCAGCCUCUCGCGCAAGAGAGCCAACUCGGAUGGCUUUUAAGCGGAAACGACGAAGAAGAACUAGAAACCUACCAUUGUAACAUAAUCAUAAACAACUUAGAAGAGAUACAACAGUUUUGGGAAGUGGAAGACAUAACAGAAGAAGGCAAUCUGUCACAGGAAGAUUUGGAAUGCAUAAAACACUUUGAAGAAAACACAAAGAGAACAGUGGACGGCAGAUACGAAGUGCGCAUUCCCAUGAAACCAAACUUUCAAGAAAAGUUAGGCGACUCUAAAACAAAAGCGAUAGCUCAAUUCAAGCACAUGGAAAAGAAGCUCCAGAACCAAAGCAAGCUAGCUGAAGCAUACAAAGCCUUCAUGAAGGAAUACAGCGACUUAGGGCAUAUGAAACCUGCCGUAAGCAACAACAAGGUGGAGUGUUACUAUCCUCAUCACAUUGUGGAACGCGCAGAAUCACUUUCUACCAAGUAUAGAGUCGUGUAUAAUGCUUCCAGCAAAACAUCAACAGGAUACUCACUAAACGACUUAAUGUACAGGGGCCCAAAUUUACAAAAAGAUUUACAAACACUAUUAUUAAAAUGGAGGCAAUACGAGUUUGUGUUUUGCGCUGACCUAGAAAAAAUGUUCCGUCAGAUCCUAGUGCAUGAAGACGACCAACCCCUUCAAAAAAUCAUUUGGAGAGACGAAGAUGGGACACUACGAUCAUUUCAACUUACAACAGUUACAUACGGAACAAAAAGUGCAAGCUUUUUGGCCAUGAUGACGCUAAAGAGCCUAGCACGUGACGAGCGGGAAAACUACCCAGAAGCGUCGAAAGUCUUGGAAGAAUCAUUCUACAUGGAUGACCUGGUACAUGGUGCGCACUCCAUAGAACAAUCUAUAAAAAUAAUUAACAACAUAACAGAUCUAUUAAAAACAGCAGGAUUUAAUUUGCGAAAAUGGUCUUCAAACAAACAAGAAGUAUUGCAACAUAUACAAAACAACCAAGAAAACCAAAACCUGCUAAUAAAUUUUAAACAAGAUGACAUAUCGAAAACACUCGGUUUAUGUUGGAAUCCAGCAGAAGACAUUUUUACAUUUCAAUGUAAAAUUGAGAAACAGAAAAACAAACCAACAAAAAGAAUUCUCCUAUCAGACAUUUCCAAGCUAUUUGACCCACUAGGCUGGCUUGCACCGCUUAGCACCAAACUCAAAAUUUUAUUCCAAAAAGUGUGGAAACAAAACGUUCAAUGGGAUCAAACUAUACCAGAAGAGAUAUACAUGGAAUGGUCCAAAAUACAGGAAGACAUUCACCUAAUUAAUGAAUGUAAAAUACCCAGAUGGCUAUUAUGUAAACAGAAUGACAUAAUUCAACUGCACGGGUACUGUGACGCAUCACUGGAAGCCUACGCCUGUGUAGUAUAUGCACGGAUUAAAGAUCAAACAAAACCAAUUCUCGUCGCAGCGAAAACAAAAAUCGUUUCACACAAGAAACAAUUAACACUUCCAAAGCUCGAAUUAAGUGGAGCACAUCUUCUUUCGAAGCUAAUGGCAAAAAUAAAAACAUCUUUACAACAACAUACAGUGGAGACAUUUGGCUGGUGUGAUUAUAAAAUCGUCCUUGGAUGGUUGCAAGGUCAACCAAGCCGUUGGAAGCCAUUUGUCGCAAAUCGCGUACAACAAAUAAAGCAGGUGAUGCCCGAAGAACAAUGGCGCUAUGUAAAAUCACAAGAGAAUCCCGCGGAUGCUGCAAGCAGAGGACAAACAGCAUCUCAAUUAAAAGACAACUCUCUAUGGUGGUCAGGGCCGACUUGGUUAGCUGAUUUCCAGCCAGAACUUGAACGUUCUCAAAAACCAACAUAUACUACAACAGAAGAGGAGAAAAAAUCAUAUGCGUCGAAUAUAGCUCAAAACAAUAACAAACAUGAUAUCAUAUACAAUUUAUUAGAAAAAUAUAAUUCUUUUACAAAAGUAACACGAAUCGUAGCCUACAUAUUGAGGGCAUUUACUUUAAAGCGACAACGCUUACCAAGCUAUCUCACAUUACAGGAGUUGAGAAAAGCUAAAUUGGCUAUAAUAAAAUGUGUACAAAACAACGAAUUAGGAGAGGACAUUGAACACUUACGUACGCACAAUAAAGUUGAAACAAGAAGCAAACUUUUCACAUUGUACCCUUUCAUAGACAGCAACGAUAUCCUUCGAGUUGGAGGUCGCCUCGAAGAAGCGCAUUUACCUUACGAGAUGAAACAUCCAAAAAUCAUUCCCAAGGAAUCACGUCUUGCUACAUUACUCAUAGAACACGCCCACCUGAUGACACUUCACGGAGGUGCCAAGCUCACUUCAAGCAAGCUGCGAGAAGAGUACUGGGUGAUGGGCGGAAACAAUAGAGUCAAACAACAAGUUCGAAAAUGCGUCAAGUGCCAAAAAAUUGAUGGGAAAAAACAAUAUCAACUGAUGGGCGAUCUUCCUGCCGCCCGUGUUAACGAAGCAAAACCAUUUUUUCACACCGGAGUCGAUUACACAGGAUUUGUUGACAUAAAAACAAGCAAGGCGCGUGGAAGCAGAACGUUGAAAGGUUACGUUGCCGUUUUCAUCUGCAUGGUCACAAAAGCAGUACACUUAGAGCUUGUAACAGAACUAACAAGCUCAGCAUUCCUGGCAGCUCUAAGGAGGAUGGCCGCCAGAAAAGGAGCCCCAAAGCAUCUAUACUCUGAUCAAGGAACCAACUUCGUAGGCGCGAACAACAUUUUGAAACAACAGUGGAAUGAAAUUCAAAACACAUUCGACGAUAACUUCUUAGCAAAAAUCGCCGAAAUGGAAAUCGAGUGGCAUUUUAAUGCCCCGUCCUGGCCCAGCGCUGGCGGGCUCUGGGAAAGAGCAGUCAGAAGCCUCAAACACCAUUUAAAACGGGUAGUGGGUGAACAAAAACUUACUUACGAACAGUACGCAACAGUUUUGGCCCAACUGGAAGCUUGUCUAAAUUCCCGCCCACUAUGCCCCCUAACCGAAAACAUUGAUGACCUAAAUACACUGACCCCAGCUCACUUCUUACAAGGUAGAGCAGGAGUCACUAUAAUGGAAACAUACGAGGACGCACGCACGAAAUGGAAUUUGACACAAAAAAUAUUCAGUGAUAUUUGGAAAAGGUGGAGGUCUGAGUACUUAAGCCUACUUACAGCAAGACAGAAAUGGUGCGAUCCUCAGAAAAACCUAGAAAUAGGAGAUAUAGUGGUCAUACACGAAGAUAAUUUGCCGGCAGGAAAAUGGGCGCUAGGGCGAGUAAUCGACGUGCACGUGGGUCAAGACGGAUAUGUGAGAGUCGUAACAUUAAAAACAGAAAAGGGAAUACUCAAAAGACCCAUAGUAAAACUAUCUCUCUUGCCCCUGGAAAAGUCUAAACCAGAGAAUCAACCAGCCGAACAAAAUUCCCUGAAGCGAUCAAAAACAAAAAAAACAGCCAAACGGGGGUACAUGGCAACCAUGUUGAUGAUGCUAUUUUAUUUCCUCACAUUUUUGACAGCUGGAAAUUGUGUCAGAAUGACACCUAUUAACGAGGGUCAAGGGUUGUACUUCGAUAAACUAGGAACAAUGCAGCUAAUUAGAGACGACUGGAAGCUAAUUGCGUACUACGACAUGAGCCCUUUCUGGGAAGGAGUAUCCGCAUACAAAAAGUACAACGAACAAUUGGAAACUAUUUGUAAACAAGUAAGAAGCCUUUCACACUGUGACGUCAUCCUUCUACAACUACGGCAUUCAUACAAUGAGCUGCAACAUUACAAUAAAGUAUUAUCCAGACAUCAGCUGAAACAGCAGACACGCAAGAGACGGGGAUUUGUCAACGGUGUCGGGAACCUGGCGAAUACUUUAUUCGGAGUCUUAGAUGACAGAUUCGCUCAACAAUACCAUAAAGAUAUAAGUCUUAUCAGAACAAACGAAAAACACCUCGUCACAAUGUGGAAAAAUCAAACAUCAAUCGUAGAAGCCGAAUAUAACAUGCUACUGAGAACGAAAGAUACAAUACAAAAGCAACACAAAUUAAUACACCAACAUUUACUUUCUUUAGAAAACCACACCACUGCAAUAGAGAAAGAAAUUACAGCCGCAGAGAGCAUAUCUCAAUUUACAGUCGUGGCCAUGGCUGCAAAUAAUUUAUUAAACCACCUUAAAACAAUUCAAGACAUGUUAUUAGAGACCAUAACUAACAUUUACAAUGAUAAAAUGAACAUACAUAUUAUUAGCCCCGAGCAACUACAAAAAGAAUUAAACAUUAUAUCCGGUCAGCUUCUAAGCGACCUUACCCUACCAAUCGACAAUACACAAACAAACCUUCAAAAAAUCUACCAAGUAUUAAAAGUUAAAGCAAGAAUGACUGACCAAUAUAUGAUAUUUGAGAUUCGCAUUCCAUUAAUAACUCGUGAUCGUUACGAUCUUUAUGACAUUAUUCCGGUCCCGCAUAGCUCAGACAGAAAUAUGAUAUCCAUUAUCCCCAUAGAAAAAUACGUAGCAAUGAACCUUCAAAAAGACACAUACAUGCCAUUACAGGAAAAAGAUCUCGAAGUUUGUAACAUACGAGACACGUUUACCUAUAUGUGCCCGCUAAAGGUCCCUAUAUACAAAAUGAACACCGACCAGGAUUUGUGUAUAAAGGACGAAAAGGAGAAUUUAAAAUGCAAAACAAGCAUAGCCGCGUGCCAGAACAAGUGGAUUAGUUUAACCAAGCCAAAUUAUUACUUAUAUUUUUGUUGCGAUCGGUGUCAUUUUCGAACAAUAUGCACAGAUCGAGUUACGGCACAAACAUUGACACGCGCUAACAUUAUUUAUAUCGAAGAGAAUUGCAUUGUAAAAACAGAUAACUUUGCAAUUCACACGCAUAUGAAUAUGCAAAGUAAAGCAGAUUUAAAAUACAACAUACCUACACCAGAAAUCGACCCAAUAAACCACAUAUUAAACAUUACAGUCGAAAAAUUCGAAAACAACAGCUUGAACUUUAUGGAAAGAAACGAAGAUAAAAACAUACAAGAAAAAAUAAAAGCGCUAAAAGAAAGUCAACUACCUGACGAAAACAACUAUUCUAUACAUGAUGUACACCACUACACUGCCAUAUACUGCCUUUGGAUCACAAUGGUCAUCAUGGCAAUUAUACUAAUUUGGCGGAAAAAACGGUGCCAACGGAGGCUUCUAAGAGCUCCGCCAAACCCAACAAAUCCAGAGGAAGCAGCAGCAUCGGAUAACAUUUUCGAGAGACGCCGACCGAAUCAGCCGCCGCCGCCGCCGCCCCGAGCGAGCGCGAGCGCGAGUGCAGCCUCCACGCCGUGCAGUGCACGUCGCACCAGCACCGGUGACACAACCUUUAGGGAUGAUAAGUGUAGUGUGAGUGCGCGAAAUCGCGCGAAAAGUGUCAGUGAAGGAGAAAUAAAUAGUGCGCGAGUGCUAACAUGUUAUACACGCGAGAUGAGUGGAACGAAACAUAUGGACAGGGGAAGCUCCCCAAUUUUAAGGAACAUAUCAUUUAAUGAAUAACAUUCUAGUUUUAAGUCGAUUGUACAAUCACCUUGUAUCAUUAUUUUAACAUUCUCAUCUCAUCUUAUCGUUUGCCCCCCGCAAGAUGUUCGGUGCAUUGCACCUUCAACACGUUUAUAGCCUCGUGCGGCGCGUGCAUGCGCUGUCAGCAAAACACGCGUAAAGCAACAAUUUACUUUAACCCAUUUUUAGUGUACCUUUAGGUUCCAUCGCGGCCGGGGGCAUUCAUUUAACAUUCAUAACAUUAACAUUCAUAUAAUAACAAUUAAUAAACAUUUUCGCUACUUUC
This is a messenger RNA of Cydia pomonella (codling moth), 6459 nucleotides long. RefSeq lists its product as uncharacterized. The record is from RefSeq and is a predicted model, not a curated record. NCBI's taxonomy places the organism in Eukaryota, Metazoa, Arthropoda, Insecta, Lepidoptera, Tortricidae. The coding region runs from base 192 to 6170 and encodes 1992 amino acids. Gene Ontology annotation, molecular function: nucleic acid binding. Gene Ontology annotation, biological process: DNA integration. The transcript has a single exon.